This is a messenger RNA of Capronia coronata CBS 617.96, 627 nucleotides long. RefSeq lists its product as uncharacterized. The transcript has 2 exons. The coding region runs from base 1 to 627 and encodes 208 amino acids. Gene Ontology annotation, biological process: deadenylation-dependent decapping of nuclear-transcribed mRNA. Gene Ontology annotation, molecular function: RNA cap binding. Lineage: Eukaryota; Fungi; Ascomycota; Eurotiomycetes; Chaetothyriales; Herpotrichiellaceae. Gene Ontology annotation, cellular component: Lsm1-7-Pat1 complex; P-body. The record is from RefSeq and is a predicted model, not a curated record.
AUGGAGAACCUUACUCUCAACGACGCCCCUCCGCCUUCCUCUCCGCAGAGACAACCGAACCAGUCUAAUGCCGUCCUACCAGGCGUCCCGCAGCAGCAAGGCCCGCCUCAGCUGCCGCCGCAGAUGUUCACGACUGCGGCGCAGCUGCUAGAUUUGACCGACAAGAAACUCCUCCUCGUCCUCCGCGACGGCCGCAAGAUCUUCGGCAUCCUCCGCUCGUGGGACCAGUUCGCCAACCUCGUCCUGACCGACACGCGCGAACGCUACCUCGUCAGCAUCCCCGCCGGGACCAGCCCGGACGCCAUCUCCGCCACCGCUUCGAAAGACGCCCCCUCCUUGUCCGCCAACACGUCGCUAAGCACGUCCACCCUCCCGCGCAACCUGUACUGCGACAUCCCGCGCGGCACGUAUCUCGUCCGAGGCGAGAACGUGCUGUUGCUGGGCGAGGUGGAUCUCGAUAAAGAUGACGACCCGCCGCCGGGGUACGAGCUGGGCGAUGUCGAAGAAGUGUUCCGUCUGCAGCAUGCCAUUGAUCUGGAGAAGAAGCGUAAAGAUAAGAUCAGGGCCAGGAAGGUCGGGCAGUUGUGGGGUGGUGAGCUGGAGGGGAGUGGGGAGGUGCUUUACUGA